AUGAUGGAGUCGAAAAAUGGCCUCGAAGAUCAAAAGCCGUGUUCGAUAUUCCACGGCGUUGAAUCUUGCAUCGGUAGAAUCCUCGCUCGGGAGGCUUCGGUUGGCCAAUCUUCUCGUAUUUUCUACCGUUCGCCUGAAUUAGGAGUUCCUUUCAAAUGGGAGUCGAAUCCCGGCACGCCCAUCGACCCUCCAUUAGAAGAUCGAAUUUUCCCACUAAGCCCUUCACCUAUGAUGCAGAGCUCGGGGCUCCCUUUGCCGAGCUUGCCCGAUCAACAAAACCGAGCAAAAGAUUCGGCCAAUAGUUGGAGUUUAAGAAAAAUGGCGAAAACGAAAUUCAUUAGGGAUGUAAUUAAUAAGAAGAUGGGCUCACUAGGCAAAUCGAGUACUACUACUCGUCGUAAGAAAAAGCGAAUGAGCUCGGUUUUUGUGCGUUCGAGCUUUUCCUCAAGUUCUUCUCUCUCGACUUUUUCGUCGAAUAGUCGUGUUUUAGAUUCUUCGUCGGCUAUUGAUGACGAUGGCCCAUUUGGUUGCGACUCGUUGGACGAUAGGAUCUUUUCGAGGGCCUCAGCAUUAGAAAAGUUUUCGGGUCCCUUGGAAAAUGGACAAACUCCGGCGAGUGUCCCGUUCGGAUGGGAAUUGCAACCGGGAACACCAAAAAACCCGCCAGAAAAUGAGCUCAUACCGCCUCCGAGCCCUCCACCGGCUAUGCAGAGCCUCUCCCUGCCACGGCCGAAGCUUCUAGAAGACGAGGAGAAGGAUAAGAACCGGUCGACUUGGAAAAGGGCUCGACUUUGGAGGAGAAAAAAGAAUGAAACUAAUGAAAAUGCGAAGAAUGUAGAGUACUCGGAGGCUUCUUUCAGACGAUCGUCUUCUUUAUCGUCUUUUUCGUCGGUAUCUUCUAAGCCGAGCUUUAAUGGGAGUUAUUUGAGUUGUUUUAGACCUUGGAGUAUAAGUGAUUAUGUUGGUUUUGCUAGGAGAAAAUUCAAGGCACUCAUGUUCUAA
This is a messenger RNA of Striga hermonthica, 1002 nucleotides long. The record is from the annotation of a GenBank genome assembly. NCBI's taxonomy places the organism in Eukaryota, Viridiplantae, Streptophyta, Magnoliopsida, Lamiales, Orobanchaceae.